UCAAAUAUAUUCCAACGCUAUAAAGAUGUUCUAGUAUUAUUUGUAUUGUUUUUGCACUAUACAAGCCACAUUUUUUCAGUUGCUAUUCAAAAGCAGCAGGUAAAAGAAGAAAAUUUCCGAAUGUAAAAGAAAAGUUGUAUUUGUCUAUACAAAUUCUGGAAUCUCCAUUCAUCAGUAUCCUUGAACGACUGAAGAUGAAGAAUUAUUUUAUUUUUUUCAUUUCGAUUGUAGUGGUAACUUUAUCAAUGGAUAACGAUGCAGUCCAGCAACUAACGACAGUAGAUGAUGAAUACAUGCGAAAUAUGUCAAACUGCCGAGAUAAAAUCAGGGAUCCACCAGGUGUAAUACUUUGUGGUGAAUGGGGCGCACCAAAGUUUAGAUGUACAUUUAUUAGUGACAAGGAAAGAAGAGACUACCAAAUAUGUUUAGAAACUCCAAUUAGGAAAGUAUUUGUAAAUACAGGAUGCGGCGACUCUGCUUCAGUAGCCGAUUAUUGUCCUGAUCACUAAUGGAUCAUGCCAACAAAAAUUACUUUUUCGCCUUUAUAGGUAAAUGAAAACUGUAAUAAAAAUGCAAUAAAAACUGUACUGUCUUUAGAUAGAUUCAGGACUAUCACGAAAUUUUUCAACCGGGCCAAUAUAAUCUAAGAGUUAAAGACACUUUAAUUUAAAACUUAAAGGUGCUUUAUUAUAUCACCACUCCCUGAUGGAAAUAUUUCGUGGCAGUCUUGAAUAAAUCCAAAGCAAGUUCUAAAGCUGGUAAAGUUUUUAUCAUGCAUGCCUAUUUAUGGAAUACUAGCCAUGCGCUAUCUUGGCACAGCAUAAUUUUUCUACGUGUUUAACUUAAAGCUUUCUAAUGUCUAGUUUUAGCCUUGGUACUAUCUAGGAGUUCGUUACUUAUUUGAAUGUAUGAAGACUGUACAGAUUUUAGCUCAUUUCUAGCGAGAAUCUUGGUUUUAAGUUAAACAAAAAUUACAGGCAUGAAUUCAGAAAAUAAAAUAAUUUUAACAUGUAAGAUUUAAGUAACUGAAAAACAUGAUUGCAUAAAGCAUAAAAUAAUAAUUGAAUGGACAGUAUUAAUUAUUUAAGAUUGUAAAUAAUAAUCAUUUAACCCAUUUGAAAUCUCAAUAUAAGAACUGAAUUCUUAAUAGCGAAUGCGGUUCGUAUAUUGAGAUUUCAAUUGCGUAAAAUUAGGCAGUAGAAAUCUUAAAGUUAAACACGUUAAAAACUAGACAGCGCCAGGAUACCGCAUUGCUAGUAUUCCAUGAAUAGACAGGCGUGAUAAAAACAAUGCAUCUUUUCGCACUUAUCGGUAGAUAAAAAUUGUAAUAAAAACGGAGUUUUAUUUAAUAAAAAAUAAUGAUAUUAUUCA
Molecule: messenger RNA, 1371 nt
Organism: Belonocnema kinseyi
Lineage: Eukaryota; Metazoa; Arthropoda; Insecta; Hymenoptera; Cynipidae
Exons: 6
Coding region: 195-509 (104 amino acids)
Source: RefSeq, a predicted model, not a curated record